AUGUAUACUUUGGAGAUGCUUCUCACAAGAGCUUGUGAUGAUGAAUGCACAGGACUUCUUCUCAAUGACCUGGAUCGACUAAACCAGAUGAUCCUGAGUGUUAAUCUUAGUGGUCCACUGCCUGCUCCAUAUAAAAUGUUGCAUGGUUUUGAGAACAUGACACAGGAAUUAAAGCAUUUGCUUUCACCUCAGAGAGCUCCAGAGAGAUUUCUUCAGCUAGCACAAGAAAAUCUGGAUACCCUAGUGACAGAAAUGGAUGAACUACUGACAAGAGCUACCAAGGUGACAGCAGAUGGUGAGCAAACCAGGCAGGAUGCUGAGAGGACUAACGACAGAGCGAAAUCUCUUGGACAGUUCGUCAGAGGCAUUCUCCAAGCUGCUGAAGCUGCAAAUGAAGAUGCUAUAAAACUGAACGAGACACUUAGAACCCAAGACAAGACCUUGGAGAAGAGUCUUCCAGAACUGCAGAGUGAGGCGGACAGAAUGAUUGCAGAGUUGAGAAGUAGAGGGCUGAAUAUGCAAGAAAGAAUAGCUCAAGAUGAGAAGGUACUCAGUGAAAAUCUUUUGGACAAGGUGAAGAGCUUAUUUGGUGAGCCCAGUGACAAUAAUGAGGUUCUCAAAAAUGAGGUCCGGGACAAGCUAGCAAGCUACCACACUAAAGUAGAUGAUGCUCGAGAUCUGCUAAGAGAAGCUAGACGUAAAAUUUGGGAGGCUGAUCGUUUAUCUGUGGUCAACAAAAAAAAUAUGACUGUGGUAGAGAAGAAAAAGCAAGCUGUAGAAGAUGGCAGACAAGACGUUGAAAAGAGCCUGCAGGAAGGGAAUGAUGUCCUUAAUGAAGCCAGCAAACUUGCAAAUGAAAUCAGCUUAGCUAUAGAGUAUGUAGAAGGCGUUGCAGAUAAGAUACAGUCAAUGUCUGAUCAGCUGAAUGAUAAAAUAAAUGAUUUAUCACAAGAAAUUCAAGAUAGGAUGCUUCCAGAAAAGGUGUUGCAAGCUGAGAACCAUGCAGCCCAGCUGAAUGAAUCAUCUGCAAUACUGGAUGGAAUCCUUGCUGAAGCCAAAAACCUCUCUUUCAAUGCCACACUUGCUUUCAAUGCUUAUACUAACAUCAAGGAUUACAUAGAUGAAGCUGAAAAAGUUGCCAAGGAAGCCAAGACUCUUGCAAAUGAAGCUAUGCAAGCGACAUCUGGUCCUCAAGGAUCAUUGAAGGAUGGCGCCAAGAGCUCUCUUCAGAAAAGCUUCAGGGUCCUUAAUGAUGCCAAGAUGUUAGAAAAUGAUGUUAAAGAAAAGGGGAAUAAUCUGAACAGCAUGCAGAACAAGCUGAAAGAUGCUGAUGAGAACAAUUCCAUUCUCCUGAGAACUUUGAAUGAAACCUUAGGAAAGCUGUCAGCCAUUCCUAACGAUACAGCUGUGAAGGUACAGGCAGCCAAAGAUAAAGCCAAGCAAGCUAACGAUACUGUAAAUAACAUCCUGGCCCAGGUUAAAGACCUCAACCAGAAUCUCCUGGGCUUGAGAAACAACUACAGUAAACUUGCAGACGAUGUGGCAAAAACAAAUGCUGCUGUGAAGGAUCCUAUCGAGAACAAAAUCAUUGCUGAUGCAGAUUCCAGUAUUAAAAGGCUAGAAAAGGAAGCAGAUCGCCUGCUAGAUAAAAUCAAGCCAAUUAAAGAACUUCAGGAUAACUUAGGGAAAAACAUUUCUCAGAUAAAAGAGCUGAUAAACCAAGCUCGGAAGCAAGCCAAUUCGAUCAAAGUGUCUGUGUCCUCUGGAGGCAAUUGUAUUCGCACAUACAGACCAGAAAUAAAGAAGGGAACAUACAACACUGUCAUUGUCAAUGUGAAGACUUUAGUUGCUGACAAUCUGCUUUUUUACCUUGGAAGUGCCAAGUUUACUGACUUCUUGGCCAUAGAGAUGCGCAAAGGCAAGGUGAGCUUUCUGUGGGAUGUGGGAUCUGGUGUUGGACGCAUAGAGUAUCCAGAUCUGACCAUUGAUGAUGGGUUUUGGUACCGGAUUGAAGCCUCUAGGACUGGGAAAAAUGGCACAAUAUCAGUGAGAGCUCUGGAUGGUCCUAAAGCCAGCAUUGUGCCAGCCACUUUCAGUGCUGUUUCUCCACCUGGAUAUACCAUUCUGGAUGUGGAUGCUAAUGCCAUGCUGUUUGUUGGUGGUUUAACUGAAAAAAUAAAGAAGUCAGAUGCUGUAAGAGUCACCACCUUCACUGGCUGCAUGGGUGAAACCUUUCUAGACAGCAAGCCCAUAGGACUGUGGAAUUUCAGGGAUAUUGAAGGUGACUGCAAAGGAUGUGCCGUCAGCCCACAGGUGGCAGAUGGUGAAGGGACAGUCCAGUUUGAUGGUGAAAGCUAUGCCAUGGUGAGCCGCCCAAUCCGCUGGAACCCCAACAUUUCCACAGUCAUGUUCAAAUUCAGGACCUUCUCAUCAAAUGCCCUGCUGAUGUAUCUUGCUACUGAUGAUUUGAAGGAUUUCAUGAGUGUAGAACUCAGUGGUGGACGUAUAAAAGUCAGCUACGAUUUGGGUUCAGGUACAGCUUCUGUUACCAGCAACCAAAACCAUAAUGAUGGCAAAUGGAAAUCUUUCACCCUGUCAAGAAUUCAAAAGCAAGCCAACAUAUCAAUUGUCGACAUAGACACCAAUGAAGAAGAGACCAUAGCAACAACUUCUACAGGCAGUCACUUUGGGCUUAACUUAAAAGGGCAUGAGAAAAUCUAUUUUGGGGGGUUGCCAACCCUGAGAAAUCUAAGUAUGAAAGCAAGGCCUGAAGUGAACUUACAGAAAUAUACAGGUUGUCUCAAAGAGAUUGAAAUUUCAAGGACACCAUAUAAUAUAUUGAGUAGUCCUGAUUUUGUUGGUCUAACCAAAGGAUGCACAUUAGAGAACAUUUAUACAGUUAGCUUCCCCAAGCCAGGUUUUGUGGAACUGCAGCCUGUGUCCUUUGACGUGGGCACAGAAAUCAACCUCUCCUUCAGCACCAAGAAUGAGUCUGGGAUAAUGUUGUUUGGCACAAGUGGCACAGUUGUCCCUCCUAGGAGAAAGCGCAGACAAACAGGACAGGCCUACUAUGCAGUGUUCCUGAACAGAGGUCGACUAGAAGUGCAUAUCUCCACUGGGAUACGGGAUCCCCACAGAAUCACCAUCAGACCAGAAGCUGGCGAGUUUCACGACGGCAGGGCACACUCCAUCCGGAUAGAACGAUCUAGAGGGAUGUUCACUGUUCAAGUAGAUGAAGACAAAGGCCAGACUCAGAGACUGCCAACAGACCAGCCCAUCUCUGUCAGGAAACUCUUUGUGGGGGGUACUUCUUCUCAGUUUCAGACUGCACUGCUCAGAAACAUACCACCAUUUGAGGGCUGUAUAUGGAAUCUUGUCAUUAAUGCCACCCCCAUGGACUUUGCUCAACCCGUGUCAUUUGAAAAUGCAGAUAUUGGCCGAUGUCCCUCUCUAGAACCAGAGGUUAGGACACCUGAGGAUGAAGAUAAACCAAUCCAGACAACAGUCCUGAUCCAACCUGAACCAGACACUAAUGGGGAGAAAGAAAGACCCAGGACUCCUCCUGCUUCCCUUCCUCCUCCACCACCAUCUCUAUCAGCAGCAUUUGAUUCGCUUGCCACUGAAAUGAAGAGCGCCAGGUUUACUUCUCCGUUUGACUCCAUGACGGAUUCCUGUGCUGCUGACACAGAACCAGACAUUUUGGAAGGUGGCAAGCAAUUUGGUCUUUCAAGGAACAGCCACAUUGCAGUAGCAUUUGAUGACACCAAAGUGAAAAACAGACUUACAAUUGAAUUUGAAGUCCGAACAACAGCUGAUUCUGGCUUGCUGUUUUACAUGGCCCGUAUCAACCAUGCUGAUUUUGCUACAGUUCAGAUAAAGAAUGGACUGCCUUACUUCAGCUAUGAUUUGGGGAGUGGAGAUACCAACACAAUGAUUUCCAACAAAAUAAAUGAUGGGCAGUGGCACAAGAUAAAAGUAGUUCGAACGAAGCAAGAAGGAAACCUUAUAGUAGAUGAUGUUUCUAACAGGACUGUUAGCCCCAAGAAAGCUGAUAUAUUGGAUGUUGUAGGAAUGCUGUAUGUUGGAGGAUUGCCCAUUAACUACACAACUAGAAGGAUUGGUCCGGUCACCUAUAGCAUCGAUGGCUGCAUCAGAAAUUUUAAAAUGACAGAAGCACCUGUUGACCUGGAUAAUCCAACUUCCAGCUUCAGUGUUGGAAAAUGCUUUGUCACUGCACAGAAAGGAACAUACUUUGAUGGAACAGGCUUUGCCAAAACAGUUGGUGCAUACAAAGUGGGAACAGACCUGCUUGUGGAAUUUGAAUUCCGUACAACACGACUGAACGGUGUUCUCCUAGGAGUCAGCAGCCAGAAAAUGGAUGGGCUUGGCAUCGAAUUAGUUGAUGAAAAAGUGAUGUUUCACGUUGACAAUGGUGCAGGCCGAUUCUCUGCUAUCUAUGAGCCUGAUGCACCAGGCAGCUUAUGUGACGGACAGUGGCACAAGGUUCUUGCAAACAAGAUCAAACACCGUUUAGAGCUGACUGUGGAUGACAAGCAAGUGGACAGUAACAGCCCAAACAGGGCUUCAACCUCAGCAGACACUAAUGACCCUGUCUUUGUUGGAGGAUAUCCUGAUGGCAUAACCCAGUUUGGGCUGACCACUAAUAUCCGUUUUAAAGGAUGUAUUCGAUUUCUGAAGCUCACCAAGGGUACUGCUAAACCUCAAGAGAUUAACUUCAGCAAAGCUUUGGAGCUGAAGGGUGUUCAACCGCUGUCAUGCCCUGCAAACUAACUGUCAUUCAGCUGAUACAGACCUGUUUGUACAAGCACCUCAGAUUAAAAAAAGAAAAAAAAAAUCUCUAUAUACAUUACGUUCAUAAUAAAAUAUCUUUAUGC
Molecule: messenger RNA, 4895 nt
Organism: Nestor notabilis (Kea)
Lineage: Eukaryota; Metazoa; Chordata; Aves; Psittaciformes; Psittacidae
Product: laminin subunit alpha-2-like
Exons: 37
Coding region: 1-4791 (1596 amino acids)
Biological process (GO): regulation of embryonic development; cell adhesion; regulation of cell migration
Molecular function (GO): signaling receptor binding
Source: RefSeq, a predicted model, not a curated record